Molecule: messenger RNA, 476 nt
Organism: Stegostoma tigrinum
Lineage: Eukaryota; Metazoa; Chordata; Chondrichthyes; Orectolobiformes; Stegostomatidae
Gene: ndufb3
Product: NADH:ubiquinone oxidoreductase subunit B3
Exons: 2
Coding region: 68-349 (93 amino acids)
Biological process (GO): mitochondrial respiratory chain complex I assembly; electron transport chain
Cellular component (GO): mitochondrion
Source: RefSeq, a predicted model, not a curated record
GGGAAGUAGUAUUUCCGGGUCACUUCGGUGGGCCGGGUUUCCGGGUCACCUGGAGGGUGCUCUCGCCAUGGGGACCGGGAAGGGUUCGGGCCCGGAGCUGCCGGACGUCCGCAGCUGGAAGAUCGAGGGGACCCCGCUGGAGCUGGUGCAGGAGAGGUUGCGGAGACGGGGCCUGAGGGACCCGUGGGCCCGCAAUGAAGCCUGGCGGUUCAGCGGAGGCUUUCGUAAAUCUAUCACCUUCAGCGAUAUCUUCUUUCGAGGCUUCAAAUGGGGAUUUGCAGCAUUUGUUGUGGCUUUAGGUGUUGAAUAUGCAUUAUUUUCUCCCAAGAAAAAUGGAGGACAUCACUAGUAAAUGAAGACUGAAGAGCUUUGAAAUUAUGAAAAGCACUCAAACCUUUCCAGUCAGUGAGCUGUAACCAGUGCACAAGUCAAGAGGCAAAUGUCUUUAAAGAAUAAAAUAAUUAAUUGAAUCAGCA